CAGGUCACAGAGUAACCUCUGUGAUCUGUGUAUGUCUAGUUGACAAUGAGUUGUUUACAAUAGUUAACACACAGAAUAUAUAUAGGGGGAUAUUUUAGCUAAAUCCCAUCGUUUUUCCUCACGUGUGUUAAGGAACGGUGAGCAAAAUAAGAUGCAAUAGUAAAAAUGCCCUUUAAUGCCGAACAGAUAUUUGGACAAGUACCUGUUCGUCCAAUGUUUAUAUUAUUAAUACCCAUAAGUAAAGAAAACAGCAAGAUGUAAGUCUGGAACGCCAUGAUUCUUACAGAUGAUUGCUAUGGAUUUUUCUAUUUCGAGGAAAACAAUAUUUGCCCUUAUUACUUUGGCAGCUAUUUCCUUUUAUAUUACCUACUUGUUUAGCUCCUGUAUCGCGUCCAACAUGUCAAAAGGGAUGCCGAAAUGGCGUCAUAAUCCGGUUGUUGCCAAUGAAAUACCUCUUAUCCAGUAUUCUACCUCUGUUCGGGUAGUUUCCCUGUUAGAAAGCAAUGAGACUGAUAUAUCACCCAAAUACAGGUUAUUUCGUGAACAGGGUUUACAUCCAGUACGGCAAUUACCAAGUGCAUUAGUUAUUGGUGUUAAGAAGGGAGGUACACGAGCCCUUCUCGAAUUUAUUCGAAUUCAUCCUGAUGUUCGAGCGGCUGGUAGUGAAGUGCAUUUCUUUGACAAGAACUACCACAGAGGUUUCCAAUGGUACAGAAGCCACAUGCCUCCUACUUUGGAGGGUCAGCUGACCAUCGAAAAGACUCCCUCAUAUUUUAUUACCAAAGAAGCUCCCAGGAGGGUUCAAAUGAUGAAUCCUUCAACAAAAUUAUUAGUAGUUGUCAGAGAUCCAGUCACGAGAGCUAUCUCCGACUAUACACAAGCUGCGUCAAAAAAACCCGAGAUGAAGACAUUCGAAGAAAUGGUAUUUAUUAAUGGCACUGUUGGUAGUAUUGUGGACACUUCUUGGGGUCCUGUCAAGCUUGGUCUUUACUACAAAUAUCUCACCAGGUGGCUGAAAUUCUUCCCCUUGUCUCAGCUGUUAUUCAUUAGUGGUGAGCGAUUAAUUUUAGAUCCUGCCAUCGAACUCAAACGAGUUCAAGACUUUUUAGGUUUAAAGCGCGUAGUUACCGAAAAACAUUUUUAUUUCAAUACAACGAAAGGUUUUCCGUGCUUAUUUAAAAGUGAGGGGCAUAGUGCGCCACACUGCUUGGGCAAAACAAAAGGAAGGAACCACCCUUAUGUGAAUCCGGUAGUUUUACAGAGAUUGCGGGAUUUUUUCAGGCCCUUUAAUAUGAGAUUUUAUCAAAUGACCGGCAUCAACUUUGGGUGGGCUUAACAGAACCAGUUAUUUACCCAAUUUCCAAUCGCAAUAAUUAGUGAAAUAAGGAAGUACAAAGUAAAUAGCACGAAUUAACUAAAACACAUUUUCCAGUGAACGUAAUGUUAUUUAAGUAAAUAAUACCACCCAAUGUAUGACUUUUUGGUAAUUAUCUAGGUGAUCCGGCGGUGGCCUUCGCAUUCGCCGUCAACAAGAUGCUUACUUUAUAAUCUUUUAUAGCAAAUUUUCUGAAACCGGUAUUAGUAGGAAGGAUCCGGACCGAAUCGAAAUAUCUGUUUCGGUACGAGACGAAAUUUAAAGUUUAGGUUCCGGUACGGUUCCGGUUUAGAAAAUAUUUUCGAAUUCAGGUCAGUUCCGGUUUCGGUUUUUUUUUCAGUUAGUUUCGGUUCCAAGAUAUAAUGCAACGAACGAAACAAAGAUAGACACUACUCUAUCUAGGAGUCUCGUUAUAUGUUUGUAUAAUGCAAUAUGAAAAAAAGAUCUUCAGCUUCAUACUGUGUUGUAGAUAUAAUUGAAUCUUCAAUUGUAUUUACCGCACAACCGGGAAAAACGAGGAAUGUCACAUUUUAUACAUUUUGAGAUAAAGAAGUUUACAGAUUUAAUUCUUGUGAAACGUGGAAACUACUUAGCAGGAUUGGUUAUUUAUUAUACAUGAUAUUUUUUAUAUAUUAGUUUACAUUGAUUUAUUAAAAGUUUUUAAGUAACGUAAUCAAAAACCCUUCUUUAACAGCAAUGUCUGAGGCAAGGAAAAAGUAUCAAAAACGAGGAAUGUAAUUUUAUUGCUAUGUUUAAGAAAUAUAAACAUUCGAAUAUGUACUCAAGUGACAAACCACUCUUCUUGUCAUUCAGGACCGCAUAAUAACCAUUUUUCGAUUAGACACUUACAGCUCCUGAAGGGGACUGCAAGUGCCCCCGAUUAGGAUUGGAUAGGUUCUAGAGUGUGGAUGCGAGAUACAACAAAGUGAUUGGAAUAGAAGUAGACUGUAGGUCUGAUUGAUGCUUAUUUAGUUUUGUCCCUUUCUGUCUUGUGGCUUACUUCCAUUAAUUAGAUCCUUUAAGGAGAUAGGGUCCACCUCUUAACGGGUUUCCCCAGGAGGUUCCAAAUACCCUCCUUUAUAUGCUUAAAAUAAAUAUGCACUUUUCUUAUGUGGUUUGAACGAAAAAAUUAAACUGAACUCUGCGAAUUAAUGCAAAUAAGGAAAAUGAAACAAGUUUUCUUAGGUCUUACAUAUGUUUAUUCUUAACUUAACUUACUGUCUUGCUGGUAGCGUCACCCUACAAACUCAGCCAGGAAGUCGAUGUUGCCUACGUCUGAUAGGAGUUGCAAGACGAGUCUUGGUCCUAUCCUUUGAAGUGUGGAGUCUGCCUCUUGGUGAUAGGCUCCCGAUGGAAGUUCUUCCCUUGUCAUGCCUCUGGUUCUGUGUGUACUCCACUCCGUGUAGUGGUCCCCUAUAAUGGAAUUGAUUUCUUGCCUUAGGUGGAGAUAGUGCUUACAAUGAAAGAUUCUGUGGAUCGGGUCGUCCCUCUCCAUGCUUCCACAUUGAUCGCAGCUGGCAGUAGUGCUUUUGCCGAUCCUCUGGUAAUGGAUCUUGAACUGACCAUGUCCUGUUAGCAUUUGGACGGUUCUUUUGUUGCAGGAGAUAUUGAUGCUCUGUCUACAGAAUACAUCCGGGAGGAAUUGAAAAGUACCCCUUCCUGUCUCUGCGUCACUCCAUUGCUCUUGCCAUGUGUUUAUUGUUCUUUCUUUCAAUUGUUCCUUGAGUGCUCUUUUACUUAGUCUUGGAUUAGCUUCUAUGUGCCAUGUGCCUCUUCGUAUUUCUAGGCAUUUUCGGUGUCUGCUUGUGUCUAAGUACUCAUAUAUGAGCUCCUCGAUAGGAGGAAUAUUGGCCAACACAGCGGCUGCCUCUGUGGAUGUUGUGCGAUAGGCGCCAAUGAUGGCUCUUGAUAUUACGCCCCUGACGGAGCUAAGCUUGACUUUGCUUCUGCAUAAUUGCAAUCUAUGCUCGAAUAGUUCCGCUCCAUAUGUAAAUAAUGGCAUUAUUCGUCUAUAGAAUAUAGUGCUAAGUGUAGAGUCUGAUACUCUAUAUAGUCUACUGGUGGCUCGUCUUAGCCAUUGAAAUAUUCCCUUAGCUUUACAGCUUAUGUGUGCAAGAUGAUUGAGGUAGCUCAAUUUAUCAUCAAGUAUUAUGCCUAAAUAUGAAUAUGUUUUAACUCUGGCCAUCGGCAGUGUGUUCAGCCUAACUAUGGCUUUUCGGGAUAGUUUCGCCCCAAAGGCCAUAUAUUUGCACUUAGAGACGGAGAAACAAAGCCUCUGUCGCUCUGCCUAUUCUUCUAGUGUCCUAAGAGCCAUGGAGAUGUUUUCUUCCAAUAGAUUUCUAUUGCUGCCCCAUGUGGUAAUGCACAAGUCAUCCGCAUAAGCCACAAUAUUUGCCUUGUCAUUGCACUCAAAUGCCUCCAGCAAAGGAUCCACAAUCAUGUUCCAUAUGUUCGGUCCCAGCUUCGAUCCUUGCAAACAUCCCUUUUCUAGAAUACGCCUCACUUCUGUUGCGCCACAUGUGUACGAUAUCUCUCUAUCAGUCAGAUAGCUUUGUAGUAACUGAUAUAUGUUACGUGGAGGAUUAAGCCUCUUAAGUGCAUCGAGAGCCGCCGGCCACCAUAGGUGAUCGAAAGCUCCCUUUAUGUCUAUAAAUAUUGCUACCUUGAACUUAUGCUCGCUCUUUGCAUCGUUCAGUACCAGACUAAUAGCAUCAGUGGUGCUCUUGUUCUUAACGAAGCCAAAUUGUCGGCAAUUGUGUAAUUCGCCAUUGGUUUGAUUUGAGAUUAGUUCCCCUUUUAUGAAGUGUUCCAGCAUCUUACUAAAAAUGGAUAAUAGUGUUAUUGGACGAACCGCUUUAGGGUCUUUGUUAAUAAUAUUCCCUUUGGGGAUGAUGAUAAAUGUUCCUAUCUUCCAAGCUGUUGGGAAGUACGAGAACCUGAAGCAGUCAUUGACCACUCUGGCCAAGAAUUCAGCUAUAACUCGGUUUCCUGUACACCGUGUGCGCCAGCUUUCCGUUGGCUUUUCUGGUCACCAAGGCAUCCAAAAAAGGCAGUCGCCCAUCCUUCUCCACUUCCAUAGUGAAUUGAAUUUUAGAGUUUAUUGAGAUGAGGUGCCUCAGGAAGUCUUCCAGUUCAGUCAGACCAUGGCCCCAAACAACAUGAAUGACACUUUUGUGUACAGGAAACCGACACAUACCGACCGGUACCUGCACAGUGGUUCAAACCAUCACCCCAGUCAAAAGAGAGGAGUCAUCAAAACUCUCA
This is a messenger RNA of Dendroctonus ponderosae (mountain pine beetle), 4639 nucleotides long. RefSeq names its product heparan sulfate glucosamine 3-O-sulfotransferase 3A1 (gene Hs3st-B). The coding region runs from base 287 to 1336 and encodes 349 amino acids. The transcript is spliced from 6 exons. NCBI's taxonomy places the organism in Eukaryota, Metazoa, Arthropoda, Insecta, Coleoptera, Curculionidae. Gene Ontology annotation, molecular function: [heparan sulfate]-glucosamine 3-sulfotransferase activity. The record is from RefSeq and is a predicted model, not a curated record.